AUGCUCAGCCCAUGCACGACGUCCACAACGCUCAAUGUUCAGGAAUCCAAGCAACUCCUCGUCGAGCCAGUCGUCCGUGCCCCCGACUUCGUCGUCGUCAAACUCCGAAUUGAUGGCAUCCGAGUCAGAUGGAUCCGCAUUUUUGCCGGAUUUCCCUGGGACUACAGCAAGUUUGAGAAUAGCACUGAGAAAACUGCCCAAGGACUUCUCGACUUUAAUCCGCCCUACGAGUCGCCCUCGAGGUCGCAACCCAUUUAUUCAGGUGAGUUCGUUGCCAAUAUACCUGACAGCAUAGGCUUGAUUCAUCAGUCGGCCUCCUCAACUGCACGCCAGCAAUCACGCGGUUCUGUGGGAGUAGCGUUGCAGACGGAUUAUGCCGAUGACCUCGUCGCCAAGUCGCUCGAACACCAGAUUGUCGUGCAGCGGCCAGAGGACAUGUUCACGCCCGACCCGAGCUCAGAAAAGUCGUCUCGAAAGCGAAAGCCAGAGAGCAGGCUCUACAACUUCCUUCAUCCAUCGCGUUCACGUUCACGUUCAGGAUCGCGGUCACGCGGCGGCGCACGCUCCCCCACCCCUCCGAUUCCCGACGAACCUCUUCCCCAGCAUCCAAGAAGCUUGAGCUUCAGCGAGGCACAACGACCCACAUCAUCUGUGAUGAGCACCCCAAGUUCAGCGAAGACUGCACGGGCGGGCGCGAAACCUACGUCUCGAAUACCAUCACGUCCCCUGUCAUCAACGACUACCGCCACGAACACGACUAUUACGCCGCGAACACCUACUCAAACGAAACCCAAAUCUAGGAUAUUUGAUCACAAUACUAAUGGCCGCAGAGAGAAUCCCGCGACCUCGCGACCACCAUCACCUAAACCUUCGGCAGCGCGACAGAAGCUUCAUCAUUUCUUUGGUCUACCCCUCCGUGGCAGAAAACCGAUAGUGGAUUCGCGGGCUAGCAGCCCAGGUCCAUCAGGGCGCGGCUAUCAGCCAAACGACCUCCCUCCCUCCCCUCCCCGCCCCUCGACAGCAACGACACACAGUCAACGCAUGGAAUACAAACCCUCCCAGUCGACUACAUCGUCACACUCGCAAUCAUGGGCUACGACCUCCAACUCCCACUCCCGAAACGCGAGCGAAGAUUCCGUACCCAAGCGCAGUAAUUCGGGUUCACGGCUUGUUAGGCUAUUCUCAGGUCGAAGCUCGUCUCGCUCGAAUGCUCAAGCGGUAAAAAACCAAGAUAUUGGUUCCAGUGUCUCCCUCUCAAUAUCACCUCCCGUUGUCUCGGGACCAUUGUCAUCCAAGUCGAAAACACACCGGCGCAGCGGCUUGGGGGGUAGCCUGGACACUGCUACAUCAAGAGGACUCCCGUCGGACCCUUCCUCCCUGUUGAACCCGAAGGGCAAAGCCUCUGCGCAUCAAACGCCGCUAACACAGGGAUAUGGUUCAGAGGCAGGAAUCCCUCGUAUCACAACAACACCUGCCACUCCUGUGAAAUCAGGGACAUCUCCAUCACGAAUACCUGCAAGGAGAUUGGAGCCAAUUGAGUCGGAAGGCUGGCAGCCAAUGGCGAUGGUGGACGAAGAGGGGAGGGUGGUGAAUGGGAUAGUCACAGAGGCUCCAAGUUCAGAUCGACGGAGGGCUCACGGCAAUGGGAAAGAGAGAGAUAAGCGGCGCCCCGAUUCAUCAAAUACUAAUUCGAAUCAAAAUCAUGCCAGAGGUUUUGGUCCUCCCAAGACAAGGCUCACGAGCCGCGGUACAAAACAUGGGAGUUUCGACUUCGAAAGGCCGGGGUGGAGUGGGGUUGCAUCAGGAAAGGCAAGUACGAUGGCGAGGAGUGUCAGUGGCGGGAGUACGAGUGGGGGCAGUGCUCUUACGAGUCGGACAGGCGGGAGUGGAGUCAACCAAAGCAGAGAGAGCAUCACGGGCAACGGCAUAGGGAGGACUUCGAGGAAAGGCUCCGCGGACAUGCCACCCAUAUUAAGACCACACGACUACGACGCGGCUGGGUAUAGACGGACGACACCGAUUGAACCAGACCAUACUGGUUCCUCAACACAUACGUCUGCAUCAGGGGCUACAGGUCUGACUUCCAGCUUCGGCCGCUCGAGUGGGCGGAAAGUCAUUGGUGGCGUAUCAAAGCUAUUUGGUGGAGGUCACGGCCCGUUUCCUUUCGAACCCCCCGUUCCGUCACCGCCUAUGUCGACUGGGAGCACUAACCCUAGUCCAUCAUCUGCAGAGGGGUUCGCCAGGCAGCAAGAUCAACGGCUGCUUUCGAGAGGCAAAGCAGAGGAACCUCCAGAAGGUCGAUCUCGUACGAAGUUUGCUUCGCGCACAGCAGGAAGAGAUAAACCUGCUGUCCCGGUCCCCAUACCGCCCCCACCGAAUCCAUCAAGCAAAGCGGGCGCAGGCUAUCGGUCGGGCACCAAAGGCCGUUCGUUGGAUCUUAAUCUGGGACUCUCGUGGGCGCCGAAUAAAGUACGAGAGGAGGCACUGCUCCCCUUUGGGCGGUCCCUUUCGGUAUCUCGACGCGCGGAGAAUACCAGAGGACAUGCGCGAGAGGAUAGACAACAUCACCAACUCGACGCGGACUUGGCUAAAAUUGGCCGUGACAUUGCAGAAAUUUUCCGCAACGUUCUCGACGAGGAGGGGUAUGCCGAGUUCAGGAAAUGUAAGUGCACAUAUUACUGUGAAGAAGUGUCAAAUACUGACACCUACAAGAUGUCCACCGUUUCGAUGCCCACGAAAUUCCCUUUGACGGCUCAAAGGGGAUCGUGA
Pleurotus ostreatus (oyster mushroom) is the source of this 2769-nucleotide messenger RNA. RefSeq lists its product as uncharacterized. The coding region runs from base 1 to 2769 and encodes 922 amino acids. The record is from RefSeq and is a predicted model, not a curated record. The transcript is spliced from 4 exons. Lineage: Eukaryota; Fungi; Basidiomycota; Agaricomycetes; Agaricales; Pleurotaceae.